This is a messenger RNA of Pleurotus ostreatus (oyster mushroom), 1395 nucleotides long. RefSeq lists its product as uncharacterized. Gene Ontology annotation, molecular function: heme binding; metal ion binding; indoleamine 2,3-dioxygenase activity. Gene Ontology annotation, biological process: 'de novo' NAD+ biosynthetic process from L-tryptophan. The transcript has 2 exons. NCBI's taxonomy places the organism in Eukaryota, Fungi, Basidiomycota, Agaricomycetes, Agaricales, Pleurotaceae. Bases 1 to 1395 code for a protein of 464 amino acids. The record is from RefSeq and is a predicted model, not a curated record. Gene Ontology annotation, cellular component: cytoplasm.
AUGGAGUCGCUCCCUUCCCAGCAUUUCCUGUCCCUCGGGAGACCCGAUGCUGUCUCGGGGCCGCCACCUGGGAUGGUUGAUACGACCACCCUGGCCGCUCACGAUUUCGAUGUCGAUAAUCGAUCGGGAUUUAUGCCCCCGCAAGUUCCGGUCAGGCGUCUACCGUCGAGCUGGGAGCUUUGGGAAGUAGCCUUGGAUGAAGCGAUGGCAGGGGGUCUCCAGCUCGGCGACAAGCCUGAUCUGAGUGAGCGGGAAGUUACAAACGCAGAAGAGUGGCGGGCUCGCGUGCGAUCGUUGCCUGUCCUUCCCAUAACCGAGCUCAAGAACUCUGAAGUCAAUCUUCGUCGCGGCCACCUCGUAUUGGCGUGGAUAUUGCAUUAUUAUGUCCAAACGCAUUCCGCCACGGCAGACGUUCAUAUUCCCCCCUCGAUCACACUCCCCCUACUUCAGAUAUGUGCGCAGCUUCAGCUGCCACCCGUUCUCACCUACGCUGACAACACAUUCUACAACUGGGACUUGAAGGUCCAACAGGGUGAGAACGAGAUCCCCCGCCUUGAUAAUUUACGCUGCCCGAUUCUGUUUACUGGAACGGAGGACGAACAGGAAUUCUAUCUCGCAUCUGCCCGUAUUGAGCUUCGUGGCGUCGAAGCGCUGGAACUGAUGCGGGCUACCAUGGAUGAGGCAUUCGUAGGUGACGAUAUCGCGCUACGCCGUAUCACAUCGUUCCUCCUCCGCCUCGCCGUCGUCAUCAAGGACCUACGCGAGCUGUUGCUCGGUGUCCGCAAGGGCUGCAAUCCAGACGUGUUCUACAACCAAGUGCGCCCAUGGUUGAGGGGACUGAAUUCGAACAGCAGAAAGUGGAUCUUCGAAGGUUUGGAGGACGACCCAAGCUUGACGGAACCGUCAGAGCUAUCUGGUCCCAGCGCAGGCCAAAGCCCGCUCAUCCACGCGCUGGAUGUCUUCUUAGGGGUAGAUAGGUUCUCUCAUGCCGGCUCUAACUCAGGAGCGAGCCCUGGGGUCGCAGCACCAUCGUUCCUCGAUAGGAUGCAACUCUACAUGGCCCGCCACCACCGUGCAUUCCUCAACCAUCUGAAGUCAAAUCCCCGGCCUCUGAGGGACAUGGUGCUCUCCACGGACAAUGCACCUUUGCUGGAAGCGUAUAACAAUGCGGUAGUUGCACUGAAGGAGUUCCGGGACGCCCACAUGAUCAUCGUUACUAUGUAUAUCGUAGGCCCUUCAAGGCGUGCUCAACCAAUCUCCGCUACUCCGGCCGAGGGUGCUACAGCUGCGAGCGAAUACUCUGGGCCCGCUCCUCUCAAAGGGACUGGUGGCACAGAUGUCGUCGGUUUCUUGAAGGGCGUCAGGGACUCUACGGCAGAAGCGUUGAUCCAUUGA